Blumeria graminis f. sp. triticale is the source of this 1236-nucleotide messenger RNA. Lineage: Eukaryota; Fungi; Ascomycota; Leotiomycetes; Helotiales; Erysiphaceae. The record is from the annotation of a GenBank genome assembly.
AUGAAGAUAUCUCUAUCAUUGUACUUGACUUUCACAACGCUUCAAGUCUUCAAGAUAGGCGCAACUUUUACUACAUCUGAUUAUCUUUGUGGCAAAGAUUUCGUAUCCCACAGGAAUAUCAAGAUUUCAGUCGAGAAAGCCUGUGAUAUUCUUUAUCGUUCCAAGGAGAGGCUUAGAUUUCCCGCAGUGUACGAUGCUUCAACCACCUUCUUUAUCUCUGAUGCAAGACUUUUCUCCUGGCCUGUCAGAUUAGACGGCAGAUUAUUUGAUAGCGGUCGUCCUGGAAACCUUCGUAUAAUCGUGGACUCAAGCUGCAGCUUUCUCGGCGUAAUCAUGAAAUACCAUAAUUCGCCAGAUCAACGCUGCUUUCAGCCCGUGGAACCCCCUCGUCAAAUUGAUGAUUCAUCCACCUCUGGACCCAGGAAUUUGCCAAUUUUACGUGGCUAUAACUGCAAGAAUCAAAUAUUUGAUCUUAUUGACGUAGAAAGAGUUCGUGAAAUAUCUAUCCUUAAGCUGCGGGGUUGGCAAUCUCAGGGUCAUCAGAUUGGUCUCAAGAAACUUGAAGUCGUCGACAGAUUAUUUGAGACGCCCUCAUUCCUAUUACCUAGCAUGCCCGUCGCUCACCCGAGUCAUAUCAGAGAUACACUCGAAUAUAUCUAUUUAACCGUAAUAGAUUCUCAGGACAAAACAUUGGGCAUGGUCCACAAGACCGAAGAUAAAUGGGAAAAAUGUGACGGACUUUGGGAAAUAGAACCAGUGCGUCGCCAGUCUUUGGUUCCCGGACAAAACUCCAUCGGAGAAACGGUAUUCCAUGGUGUAAGCGGUUACCAGUGUGGCAAACACAAGUUUACGCCCGAAUCGAUCAAUAGCCACAUGCAAUUAGCGUGCAAAAUCCUUGAAAAAUCACAGCUGUCUAUUGCAAAACUUAGACGCAGUCGUUUGGAAGUAGCGAGAAUAGGAACCAGCGUUGGAAGGCUUACAGCUUGGAAGAUUCCUCUUCAGCUUGGAGAAAGCGAUAAUGUUUCGCGAUAUGAUUCAAUGAACAAUAAGUGUGUUGUUGUGCUUGAUCAGCGGUGCAACUUCUAUGGAGCUUACCAGAACGAUUUCAAUAGAUUAGUGGCAUGCGACCGGCUAUCGCCUCAUAAUCUUCCAGAAAUUAGUGGUCUUGAAGUCUCAACACCAGACUUUUCCUGGAUUGACGAAUUCAGGGAAGAUAGGACGCUGGAUUCUAAAUGA